This is a messenger RNA of Benincasa hispida (wax gourd), 1597 nucleotides long. Lineage: Eukaryota; Viridiplantae; Streptophyta; Magnoliopsida; Cucurbitales; Cucurbitaceae. The record is from RefSeq and is a predicted model, not a curated record.
UUCUUUAUCAAUUCUCCCUCUUCCAUAUGCCAUCAUUUGCCAUUGCAAAAUCCUUCACUUUGCUACCAAAAUCUGUUCUGUCUCUCUUCUCUGUUAUGGGAUUGUUGAAAUCUUGAAACCCAUCUUAUUCAAAUGAUAUAUAUAUAGAUCAUAUUUUUGGAUCAAUCUAUAAGCUUUGUUUUGAAGAAACUACAAGAAAGAGUAAAUAAUAUGAUCUCCAAAUUGACAAAAGAGGGUGUUCAUGAUGAAGCAAAACAAAUGGAAGGCAAAAGAAAGAAGGCAUUUCUAAGAGGCAAUCCAAGAAUUCUUAGAGUUUCAUCUUUGUUUGGGGGAAAAGAUAGGCACAGCAAAGUUUGUACAGUAAAGGGCUUAAGAGACAGAAGGAUUAGGCUUUCAGUUCCAACUGCAAUUCAACUUUAUGAUUUGCAGAACAAACUUGGCCUUAGCCAACCCAGCAAAGUCAUAGAUUGGCUUAUUGAUGUCACAAGAUUUGAAAUUGAUAAGCUCCCACCACUCCAUUUUCCAAAAGAUUUUGACCCAAAUGCCUCAAUUCUUCAUCAUUCUUCAUUGUUUCUUCCUCAAAUUCCUCAUUUUGAUAUUGCAGAUGCUGCAGUGACGGCCAAAAAUGAAGAAACUGAUCAGAGGCUUUUGCUUCAUAAGUUGUCUUCUUUAUCUGCUCUUCAAGUUCAAACCAAUGCCAUUAAAGAAAACUGUUGCCAUUUUCAACCUCCAAGCUUUCCAUUCCCAUUAAUGGAUCAGACGAGUCCAGCUUCAUUUUCCUUCUGUCCCUUGACUAUGCCGUCGGAAGUUUCUUCUCAUCUUCCCGACGACAGAAAUUAAAGGUGUGUUUGAACUGACUUUUAAAUUGAUAAAAACUAUGUUGAAUUACGAGUAUGGUUUCUAUGUCAUUCUAAUUUUUUAACCUUUUCAAGUAUCUAAUACUUUUUUAAACUUUUAAUUCUGUGUCUAAUAAAAUCUUGCUAUAUUCAAUGUUUCUAAAAUUUAAUUGAUAAAUAUGAAUUUGAAGUUUAUGUUUUAUGAAAUUCUAAAUUUUCAAUUUUGUGUGGAGUAGAUUCAUAAAUUUUAAAAAAUAUUGAAAAUUAUAAAAACUAAUUGAAUGUGCUUGAAAAUUCAAAAUUCGACACAAGAUCAGAAGUUUGAGGAUCUAUUCGACACUUUUAAAAAUUUAGAAACUAAAUAGACACAAACCUAAAAGUUGAGGAAUUGAUCUUGUCAUUUAAUUUGCCUCAAAAAUAUUUUCAAGUUUAGUGUUACGAAAUCGGCAAUUAAAGAAUAUAAAAACUUAAAAAAUCAAAACACAUACAUACGUGGUUGUAUUAGCUACUUCUAUGGGACAGAGGGAGAAAAAUAUUUAUUAAAGAGAAUAUUUUUUGAAUACACAAACGGCGUCUCUAGGAUUUGUAAGACUCUCUACUUGAUUAUCCGAAGUGUUAGCAAGCAAAGGUAUUCCAACCUUUAAAUCUUGAUUGUUUCAUUUGCUCAUCUUGUGAUCAUUUUUCUCCCAUUACAACUUGGUUUAAAGUUUCUUCAUUGACAUGAAAUUUAAAGACCAAAUGUGAAAAUGACACAUUAUAUC